AUGAAGAGCUGGCUCAGGGCAUUGAGCCUGACUGCAUUUCUGGCAGGUGGAGUGCUUGCAAAUGAGGUGGAACUGACUCAGGAUGAAGCGCACCGACAACGUUGUUCAGGGAUGUACGGUCCCAAGGCAUGGGGUGGCAGCGUGGAUCCUUACAUCACAACCAAGUUCGUUCAAAGUACCGACGCAGGCGACGGCGAUCCUCUUGUCAGUGUUGUUAUAUUCGAAUGGAGCGAUGAGAAUUUGAUCGGGAGAUCAGUAUCCGACAAUCCCGAGAUCAAGGAAACUAUUUGCGAUCGAGCCAGCGUUGAAGCGAAGCUAUGCGAGGAAGAUCAGAUAGGGUCCUUUAUAUUGGCCGCCAACGCAAGCGAUGCAUCACACUUCCCCAUCAUCUCGAAGGCAGUACAUCUCAAGAAUCCAGCUGCAAUCAACUAUCCCAUCAAAAAGACCGGAUUCUAUUGUGUCAGCACGUAUGGAUACUCUGGGAAGGACUACAAAGCCGCUGUUGAAUUUAGAAACGCAUAUGGUGAACUUCCGGCUGCGCAGAUUGCCAAGCUGCCGUUCUACGGCGGUUUGACCAUUGUCUACGCUGUUGUUGGAGUGUUCUGGGCAUUCCUUUACGUUCAGAAUCGUCAUGACAUACUGCCUGUGCAAAACUACAUUACCGCUAUUCUUGUUUUCCUUAUCUUGGAACAAUUGAUGACCUGGGGCUUCUACGAUUUCCAAAACCGUCAUGGCUUGAAUGUCGGUGCGAAAGUGCUGAUGGUUAUCGUCGCUGUCCUAAACGCAGGACGUAACUCCUUUUCCUUCUUCCUUCUGCUCAUCGUUUGCAUGGGUUACGGUGUGGUCAAGCCCUCUUUAGGUCGGACCAUGGUCUAUGUCCGAAUCCUGGCCAUAACCCACUUCGUCUUCGGCGUCAUCUACGCUGUUGCAAGUUUGUCAAUCACUCCCGAUAGCGCCGGCCCGCUCGUCCUCCUGAUCGUGCUCCCACUCGCCGGUACUCUGACCGGGUUCUAUGUGUGGACUCUCAACUCAUUGAAUGCAACCAUGAAGGACCUGAUUGAUCGGAAACAGAAGGUUAAGGCGAUGAUGUACAAGAAGCUGUGGUGGUGUAUUCUGGGUAGCAUCAUCGUCAUCUUCGGGUUCUUCUUUAUCAACUCGUUUGCAUUCGCCGGUCGUAGCGAAGCGAGCUUUGUGCCAGAUCACUGGAAGACCAGGUGGUUCGUGCUCGACGGAUGGCUUAACCUCGUAUACUUGUUCGAUAUCGCGUUUGUCGCAUAUCUCUGGAGGCCUACUGCCAACAACAGACGAUUUGCAAUGAGUGAUGAGCUUGCACAAGACGACGAUGGGUUCGAGAUUCGGUCUUUCAACAGUGUAUUGGACGACGAAGAAGCUUUCGCAGGCCCUCAAUCGAACUCCGGCCCGGCAACCCGUCGCGAGCUGUCGCCAGUACCUCCUAAACCCGUGCCUUCUGCUCCGCGCCAACGGGAGUCUCUCGACGGAGAAACCAUCUUUGCCGUAGGCGAGGACGGAGACAAAUGGUCUGAUGACGAGGAUGAUUCACCACGAAACUCGAGUGAGAGACAGAGACUCACGUCUCACAAAUCAGACUAA
Aspergillus clavatus NRRL 1 is the source of this 1611-nucleotide messenger RNA. RefSeq names its product putative integral membrane protein (Ptm1). Gene Ontology annotation, biological process: retrograde transport, endosome to Golgi. The transcript has 7 exons. The record is from RefSeq and is a predicted model, not a curated record. Gene Ontology annotation, cellular component: membrane; Golgi apparatus. Lineage: Eukaryota; Fungi; Ascomycota; Eurotiomycetes; Eurotiales; Aspergillaceae. Bases 1 to 1611 code for a protein of 536 amino acids.